CAGACAGCAUUUGACAUAAAAAUCCUACUUAUAUUAAGAGCUGCGAGUUUUCACGUGUGCCGACAAAAAAAAGUCGACCUAAAUAAUGGUUUUGCGACUUGGCUAAUUGACACCAUCUAACGGAUAUUGCUUUAGACAAGGGAACUUAAUCAGGAGGCUAAAUUAGUUCGAAACAGUUGUGAGGAUGUGUGCGGGAGGUGCAGCAUAAAGCAGGUGCGGCGUAAAAUCGCACGACUGAUGCACGGAAACCCUGCUCUGAGACCUUGUCCGUCUCAAGUCCGACGCGAUGCCCACAACUGACUGGGACAACAUGGUAGAGGAAGUCAUUUUCUGUUGGGGGCUGUGGACCAUCCUCAUCCAGGUGGGGUUGGGGACAUCUGCAGCUGAACUUCCUUGGUCUUGUCCUCAGAUAUGUGACUGCCGCCAAGAGAAGCUGCAAGUGAACUGUUCUAAUAAGCACCUGACUAGUAUACCCAGUGGCUUCCCUGUAUAUUCUCAGAGCUUGAACUUGUCACACAACAAACUGAGAAUACUAGGUCCCCGGCAGCUCUCAAAUCUUACUCAAUUAUUGGAGCUUGACCUAAGCUAUAACAAUAUCUCCAUGGUCGAGGUGGAGGCUUUUCAAGGGCUUCAGAAAUUGCGCAUCCUUUGUCUUAAGCACAACCUUCUAAAGAUUAUCCCUGUUGGAGUGUUCACUGGGCUACCCAGUCUAUACUUGCUAGACUUGAGUGACAAUGAGAUUCUUGUCUUCCUGGACGACUCGUUUCGUGAGCUGGUCAACUUGCACGUGCUUGAAAUAGGGGUAAAUGACCUGGUCUUCAUUUCCCAUCGAGCCUUUGCAGGUAUCCAAAACCUCCAGGACCUCAAUGUGGGCCGCUGUAAUUUGACCUCCAUUCCCACAGAGGCACUGUCCCAACUCCUGAGUCUCACUCGUCUCAGGUUUCACCGACUCAGCAUUAGCAUGUUGCCCAGUAAUUCUUUUCGCCAACUGAAUAGGCUACGUAGCCUUGAAAUCUCCAACUGGCCAGUACUGGAUACACUGGCUAGCAGCAGCUUGAUUGGCCUCAAUCUUACCUCCCUCACCAUCAGCAAAUGCAACCUUACUGUCGUCCCUUACACAGCACUCCACCACCUGGCCUACCUCAGAUACUUGGACCUGUCAUAUAACCCCAUAACCACAGUGCAUAGGAACCUUCUCAGUGACCUGCUUCGUCUGCAGGAGUUCCACCUGGCUGGGGGACACCUACUAAAGAUUGAGCUAGGAGCCUUCAUAGGACUAGUCCGCUUUAAUCUUCUCAAUGUAUCAUCAAAUCGGCUCUCCACACUCGAGGAAGGUGUCUUUCACUCGGCAGGAAAUUUGAAGAUCCUGAGACUCGAUGGCAAUCCUCUGGCAUGUGACUGCCGCUUGUUGUGGGUCAUGCGCGCGCGCCAGAGCCUGGAUUUUGAUGGCCAUCAACCCUCCUGCUCUUCACCGGGAAUAGUACAGGAGCGAGAGCUGCGGGAUUUCCGUGACACUGAGGUGUCGCGCUUCUUCACCUGCAGGAAGUCGCGCAUCGUCGAUCUCAGGCCUCAGGAAAUUAAAGUGAAAGAGGGAAACAGCGUGACUAUUCACUGCAAGGCAGACGGGGAUCCCCCACCCUCCAUCUCCUGGAUGACCAGUAAGCGUACACCCCUGUUAUCAAAAGGAAGAAUCCGUGUUUUGGCCAACGGCACUCUGGAGGUUCAGUUUGCACAGACUCAGGACGGCGGCACUUUUCUAUGUGUUGCAAGCAACGCUGCGGGAAACGACAGCGUCUUUAUCACCUUGCGUGUGCUGGGUGACCGCUUCUUCCGCAAUUACUCCGAAGAGGGCUGGAAGUUUGCAAACGGCACGUCCGCCCAAGUUCAGAAUCGCUUACCGUUCGAUGCCAAGACCUUAGUCAUUGCCAUGACUAUGGGCUUUCUGUCAUUUCUCAGCUCAGUCGCCAUCUGCUUUGUCUUCAUAUUCUUCUGGAGCCGGGGAAAGGGUCAGAUAAAACGCAACUCCACCAUCGAGUUUGUGCCUCAGAGACCCAUGGGAGGUGGAGCAGGAGGAGACUCGCGAUUCACAAUGAAACUCAUUUACGGGAACCUCUACUCCGCGUUAUCGGCGUUCGGCCGCCACAGGGGCUCCAUCCAGCGGACCUUCGGCUCCCGCAGACUGCUGAAGUCCGAGGGCAAAUGGCUGCUGAAUCCCACGUUUGCUGGGGCGGCUGUAAUCCCAGCUCCUCAGAAAUUCAAAGAAGAAAUUUACUUCUUCUUCACCGAGGCGGACGAUGGUGGCACCAAAGCAGUAUUACCCGACUCCUGGACCACCUUCAUGAAAGCUCGCGUGAUGUGCGGAUUCCGUAACACCUCGCAGCAGUAUAACAACAUCAGACAGGCCAGUGUGCUAACUGCCCGUGAAAACAGAACUGGCGUGAUGUACGGCCUCUUCUCCAACGCCUGGGACACGACGGUGGUGUGUGCAUACUCUAUAGAAGACAUUAACCUAGCCUUCACCACAUCUAAACUGAAGGGCUAUAGCCUGUCCGUGGCAGGACAGCGGCCUGGAACGUGUAUUACAAAGAAUGUGUCGCUGGCUUUGAACGCUAAGACCCUGGGCAUAAUACGAGACCAUCCAGAGAUCGAGACUGUGAUGAAGCCAGUAGGGGAAGCUCCUUUGGACCUGCCAACCUCCGACAAGUUUACCCAGAUAGUAGCCGAUUCCGUGCCGGCAGUCAAUGAGGAGCGUUACGGUGUUUUGUACUUGGGAACGGAAAAGGGUGAAGUCCUCAAGGUCUUGCAUACAGCUGAUGAAGCCUUCAUCAUCUCCCAGUACUCACUCUUCCAGAACCAGGGCCCAGUCACUGCCAUGGCCAUCGACUCCCAGAGGUGCAAUCAUCCAAAGUCUCGACUCGUCCAACACCUCUUUGUGCGAAGAAUCCACCGGUUAAAUUCUCUAAAGAGCCGCAGCACUACUCCCAAGGAUGUGGUGGUGGACCCCGACGGGCCUGUCCUCCUGCCGUGCCCGAUACGCUCGUACCACGCCACCUACCGCUGGGAGAAGGACAACUGCAUCAAGCGUUAUCCCUGCUCCAUUCUGAACGGCUCCUGUGUGUUAGCACCUACCCCAGAUCUGCCUCUCAAGGAGGGCGUGUUCCGCUGCAUGUCGCUGGAGAACGGCCACAAGGAAGAGGUGGUGUCCUACCGGCUAGUUUUCAAUGGCGGGUCCCUGCCGGCCUCCCUAGCCUCCACCCUUGGUCCAUCCCUCCUCCUGGCUGCUGCCACAUCCAAAGACAUGCAGGUCCUAUGUUCAGGAAUUGGAAUUUAUAGAAUUAUAGUGGUUACUCUUUUGGUCAGUGCCUACUGCUCUUCUCUUCGUAUGCCACUGAAUAACAUCUGUGCCGUUUCCAAGGACAACCGCACAGCAGACUGCAGGGGGCGCUAUCUCAGUUACGUUCCCAUAGAGGUGCUCCCACUUUCACUGGAAGAGCUGGACCUGUCCUUAAAUGCACUGCAAGUAAUCCACGAAAGAGAUUUCUGUCCCCUCCGUUACCUGCGCGUCCUCAAACUUCAGUUCAAUAACAUCUCCUUGAUUGAAGACAGCGCAUUCAACUGUAACACCCUCCUGGAAGACCUUAACAUCUUCAACAACUCUCUAACAUCCAUUCCCGACAAAGCCCUGGAGCCCCUCACUAACUUGCAAAGCCUGGAUAUGUCCAACAAUUUAUAUCGCAAUGCCACUUUGUCUGAGGUCUUCUCCACAUUCACCAAACUAAAGAUACUGUCCUUGGGUGGUCCUCUCAUACCCUCUCUACAAAAGGGAGACUUUCAGUCUAUACAACAUAUAUACUUGGAAAAGUUUGCUAUCAAAAGUGCAUCUAGUCUCAGCCAAUAUGAACAAGGAUGUCUGAAGUUUAUCAGGACCAAAAAGAUGUGGUUUGAUGUGGCCUUAGACCUAAAGCCCACUUAUCUACCAAUGAUACUACAGGACUUGGCUAACAUGACUUUUAGUGAGCUUCGCUUUCGGAACCUUUUUGAAUUCAGGUACUACAUUGGUGAAGUGAACAUUUUCCAAGGUUUGAAAGACAUUAACAUGCAACAACUCAUUUUGUAUCGUGGGAAGUUCAAUGAGAAUGUUCUGAGGAAUGCUUUGGUCGACCUACAGCUUUCUCCGGUUAAAUCUCUAUCACUUCUAUCUCUUGAUUUUGCUCGGUCACCAAAAUUUUUGGAGUCUUAUGAGGACUCGAGCGUGACAGACCUUGUUCUGGAUGAUCUGAUUCUUCGGGAUAUCAGUAACCCGGACAUCUUGAGAUUUGACUCGCACUUCACAUGGUUUAGCAAGGUUCGGAGACUGACUAUUAGGAAUGUUAAUUUCAACUUCGUGCCUUGUGAUGCCUGGGAUGAGAUGGAAGUCAUAGAGUUAUUGGAUUUGUCUAAUAAUCAGUUACAGGACAGUUACCUCUAUAACAAGCAGUGUGACUAUGUGGGUAGAGUCCCUGCUCUCCAGCGUUUUAACAUCAGCACCAAUCACCUGAGCAGUCUGGUUGACGUAUCAGCUUUUGUGGGAGAAUUUAAAAAGCUGCAGGUGAUAGAUCUUAGCUAUAACCAGUUUGGCACCAGCAAAGAAGAGGGUGUAUGUCAUUGGAAGCAGAAUAUUACCACGAUGAUUCUUCAUCAUAAUGACUUUGGCAAGAGUGACUUAAGUUGCCUUCCAACCACCGUGCAGCGCCUGGACCUCUCCGACUGUAACCUGGACCACGUGGAUAUGGACUUCUUCCAGCAAGUCUCUAACUUGAAGGAACUCCUGCUCAGUGGCAACAAGAUCAAGUUCAUCCCUUCGGGGUGGAGUAAUCCAACCUUGCAUUCGCUGCAGUUGGAUGGGAACUCCUUUGGACUCAUCAGCAUGAGCUCCUUUAAGGAUAUGCCACGAUUAUCCCAACUAAAAGCAGGCAACAACCCAUACCACUGCACCUGUGAUCUUCACAGUUUUAUUCAGGAAUCUACAACCAAAGGGAAAGUCAAUAUCACAGACUGGCCGGGUAACUACAGAUGUUACCACCCCGAAGCCAUGCUUAAUACAUUGGUUGCUAAUUUUUUCCCUGGACUCUUAGUAUGUGACAUUCGACUUGUCAUUAUCAUCUCUGUGGUAACUACAGCAGCGGUGGUGCUGGUGCUCAUGCUGCUAUGCUACGUAUUUAACGUGCCUUGGUACACUAGAGCCAUUUGCCAUAUUAUCCGGGCAAAAUACCGAGCUUACCAGGAGGGACUCGGCAUUUCAAAGACCUUUGUCUAUCACGCCUUCAUUUCCUACAGCCAUUCGGAUGCUGAUUGGGUGAGAGACCAGUUGUUGACCUGCUUGGAAAGCAACAAGCCCCCGUAUGACAUUUGUAUUCAUGAAAGAGACUUCAUGCCAGGCAAAUGGAUCAUUGACAACAUCAUAGAGAACAUCGAGAACAGCCGAAAGGUAAUCUUCGUACUGUCGAAGCACUUUGUCAACAGUGAGUGGUGCAACUAUGAGCUGUACUUUGCUCAACAACGAGCCAUCGGCAAGACCUUCAGCGACGUCGUCCUGGUGCUUAAAGAGCCCAUUGACCCGGAUUCUUUGCCCAACAAGUAUUGCAAACUUAAAAAGAUGCUGAAUACCAAAACGUAUUUGGAGUGGCCUAAAGACCCGAAGCAGCAGAUCUUCUUUUGGGCUCAGCUGAAGAGUGUGCUGGGCAAACCUGUUCUCACCAGGGAUCGGACCCUCAGUAUGAGAACUAGAAUUUCAUCAAGAGGCAGCGAAUCUGUGUCAGAGCUUCACUUAGAAAAUCCAAUGACAGGACAGCCAGAUGUACACAGUCAGGAAGUAGCUCUCUCAGAAAUGAAUAGGGAUGAAGUGAACAUGGAAAUGAAUGAAACUGAUCUCUCCCUACAGAGGUAGCGUUCGUUAUGAUCCUUACCAUACAUCAAAGAAACUGCUUUCCACAGCCAAAAUUCCCUGGCUAAUUGGUGCCCUCAUAUGGCAAAGCAGGGCUGGGUCAUUCCAUUUAAACUCAACAAAUGGCCUUUUUCGGCCCUAUCUUGAUUUUUUUUUUUUAAUUUGGCAUGUGAAUUACACCUGCCUUCCAGAGCUCAGAAUUUAAUAAUAAAAAAAAAUGUUCCUGCGUUUAACAUCAUUUUUUUCAUUUGAGAUGUAGCACAUUUUUAUAGCAUUCGUAGCAAAAAAUGAUAACCCACAGUGUUAUUGAGCUGUACCGUCUUUAUCGUCACAGCUACAUGGUUCACCUGCAUCAUUUUCACCCCCAACGACUUCAGCACAAACCGCACCCUCCAACUCGUAAUCUCAAACUGAACUUUGCAGAAAAAGCUUUAAUUGAAGUGUUUUGUUUAUUAGUGUUUACUUGAGGUGCCAGUAAACAAAAUAAAAUGACUAGUUUAUCCUUUGAUUUUCUGUAAUCAGUCACGAGUUCUCUCGACCUUCAAGUAUGUUUCAGGCUGUACGAUUCAUAUGGACACGUUUUACGGUUUAUUUGGCAACUAAUACAAAUUCUCUUUUCGUUAAUUAUGGGCUAGAUUUUCCUCCUUAUUUUCAGUUUGAAAUUUUGGCUUAUUAUCAACAGAGACACAAGGUUCUUUCUCUUUACCAAAGGUGACUAUUUGGAUUAUUUGGUGUGAAUCGCUCUCAGCCGACAAAAUAAAUUUUAAUGUCAUGUGACCUAAAGUUGUCAUGUUUGCAGUAUCGGUUUAAACUAAUAUACUCUUAUUAAAAGGGGUUUGCUUUAUGUUUAAAUGUAAUAUGAAUGUACUAUAUGAUAAAAAAGCGAGUCAAAUUUGUUAUAUCACUGGAUCUAGCAGUAUAUGAAGCAGCCAAUGACAUGAAUCCUGAGAGUCCACUGGAGCUAUGGGCUGUGCUUUGCACUGAAGCUGUUUGGAGAGAGACAGCUCCUUGGGGAGGGGGGGGGUUUUCAUGGAGUGCAAGCCUCGUAAGUCCUACACCCCAUGGAAUAACCGAAUUUUUGAACAAUACUAUUUUAAUUUUGUUUGAAAGCAGUUAAAUGGUAAUUUCUUCCCAAUAGUUUUUUUUUUAUUAUUGGGGUGCUUGUCCAGUGAAGGGGGCCAAGUAACAGGCCAAUGUUUUAUAUACAAGUAGUACACAUGCAAUUUUCAUUAUAAAGAAAUUAACUUGAUAUUCCGAGUCCUUUUGCUGUAUUUUGGCGAAAUGUAGUUUGCAGGAAUAACUUUGACCUUGAAAAGAGGAAAUUGUAGCUGGAAUAAUACAAAAGUUACAGCUCAUAAAAAAAACAACACCUGGAAUGACCAUUUUUCUGUUACAAACCCUUUACCAAACUGUAGGUAUCUUCAGGGGAAAAAAAUUCUGAGCUCUGGAAAGUAUGUCUAAUUCACAUGGUUAUGCAAAAAACGUUUCGGAAAAUUUUAUUAGAAUUAAAUGAGACGGCUAACGUGUGCUCCCAGCAGGAAGACGUGAAGCACUGGCUGAGCUGAGGUGCACGGAAAAGAAUCUUUAUAGACUGUCGUUCAGCCUAAAUGAAUUCCAACACUGACCUGAGGAGCAGAGUAAUGUACAAGGUUUAACUGACGUGGCAUGUGUUUUCUCAGUGUGUAGAUGUUUUCAUUUUAUUGAAGCUUCCUCCAUGGUGGUGCAGUGGUUAGCACUGUUGCCUCACACCUCUGGGACCCGGGUUCGAGUUUCCGCCUGGGUCACAUGUGUGUGGAGUUUGCAUGUUCUCCCCAUGUCGUCAUGGGGUUUCCUCCGGGUACUCCGGUUUCCUCCCCACAGUCCAAAAACAUGCUGAGUCUAAUUGGAGUUGCUAAAUUGCCCCGUAGGUGUGCCUGUGUGAGUGAAUGGUAUGUGUGUGUGCCCUGCGAUGGGCUGGCCCCCCAUCCUGGGUUGUUCCCUGCCUCGUGCCCAUUGCUUCCGGGAUAGGCUCCAGACCCCCCGCGACCCAGUAGGAUAAGCGGUUUGGAAAAUGGAUGGAUGGAUGGAUGAAGCUUCCUUCUGAAUUGUAUUUGGAGGAAUAUUCCUUGAUAUUCUUGGAAUUUAUAUACAUACAGCAUUAUUUUUCAUACUUAAAAAUGUAUUUUAGAUUAAGGGCGUUACAUAGUUUUAAUACUUUAUUUAAAGUUCACGUUUUGCACUGUAUUGUAUGGAAUUCACUACACAUGAAAAGUAUUUUUUUUAAAAACAUGCAUCCUGUAUAAUAGAAAGGUGCAUGACUCCUACAACUCAAUUAAAUCUAAUACUAAGUAUUUUUUUAAUUAGGAAAAAAAUCACAAAUGCUAAGUUUUGUAAUAUGGUAUAUUGUGUUUUUCUUAGUAAACUUCUUUGUAAGAACUUUGUAAGAUGGUCUUUACUGGGUAAACUUUAGAUAGGUACUUUAUUAAUCUUAAGAGGGAAACGAUGACCAUUUAAGAUGAUGACUAUUAGCUUCUGCUCUUUAACAGUGUUGGCAUGAAUCCUUGCAAGGGCAAGGUGGGUAACAUCAUUCAAGGGGCACCACGGGUCACCAGCAACACUGCAUACCCUAGACACCAAGUAUGCUUCAACUAGAGUCUUUAAAUCUUUUAAUGGAAGUCUGCGUUUUUAAUGUCAGCCUGCCUGAACUGAAUGAGAGUAGCAUGCUACUGUAGCUCAGUGCAGUCCUGGUCAGCCCGUUAAGAGACAUAGGCAGCAAAGCAGAAAUGGGCAGCAAGGCUUGCUGGGAAGGGCACUGGCAGUGAAGCUUGCCGGGAAGGGCACUGGCAGCGAGGCUUGCCGGGAAGGGCACUGGCAGUGAAGCUUGCCGGGAAGGGCACUGGCAGCGAGGCUUGCCGGGAAGGGCACUGGCAGUGAAGCUUGCCGGGAAGGGCACUGGCAGCAAGGUUUGCCGGGAAGGUCACUGGCAGUGAAGCUUGCCUAGGGUGCCUCCUGGGCUUUGACUCACACUGGCUCAGUGGGUUAACUCAACUAUUUUUUAUUUUUUUUUUAUACCAAACUUGGAUGCCCAUAGAAUUUUAUUUUAUAUAGAUUUAUUCUCUCUGGUUCACAUGCAUAGAAAUGUACUUCAUGAUUAGUCACUGUUACAAAAGAAGCAGCAAGUCAGAACAAUGAACUCAAGUGCCUGAACUGCUACAUAGUCUUUUUAUGAUAUCAGUUAAUUCAUCUAAAUAGUUUUUGGUACAUAAAUGUAAUCGAUUUAUGCAUGCGUGCUUGCACUCCCUCAAGUUAGGCUAAUUCCUAGUGAUCUGAUGGGCUAUAUUCCCAAAUAUAUCUCCCGGUUGCCUAGUUAUUGUAACUUAGCCUGCCUAAUGUAGCCUAUGCCAAGAUUUGUUUUGAGGUUUUGUUGAACAGAAUCAUAUUUGAUGGACAUGAAUAUGAUGGGAAUGCAGUUAGCUUCAGCUUCUCGUCGUGUGGUAAUUAGAGAUGGAAGCUUUAGUUUCCAGAACAAAAAGGAAAGGAUGGUGUGUUUUUUUUUUUUUCAUGCGACACAGCUCCACUACAUCAGGUUUCCGAUCACCGGGGCAACGCCUGCCGAGACUAGCUUUGUUGACUCAUCUACGGUCGGCCUCGAUGAGUGACUUCCCUGCCACGGUGUUUCCUAUCCUCUCUGUACCCCAGGGGUUCAGUAAACUAACCUAAACGUAAAUAUUAGUGGGUCUACGAACAGACGGGUGGACUUGUACUCUUCCUGUAAAAGGCCUGCCAUGUGCUUCGAUGAGAUCACACACUGCGCUUUCCCUUCAUGACGUCGCAUGCACUGCGGUGGUUUUAGUUGAUAAUCAGAUGCAAUGCUCGUGCAUUUUCUGCUUAUGUUUUCUUUGAAAAUGAUUAUAGGUUUGACGGAAAGCUACAUAUGUGUAAAACAGGAUUUCAGCUUUGGAACAGGCUCAAUAAUGAAUUUAUUCGUAAUGUGGUUUUAUUUAUCAUUCCUUUAAUUUGUUCAUUUUCGCCUGCAUAAUGUGGAUUUAUGUUAAUGCGCGUAUCGGUACACACAAGCGCAAUGAGGUUAUCUGCAUUUUUUGGAAGGUUUGGCUACACUGAGAUGUUCAAUGAUCUGCACGUCGGCAAUUCAAUAUUCAUUAUUCUUUAUACCACCAGUACUGUAAGAAGCUCGGGCUCAAUGAUUGCUGCUAGUAACAGAGAACAGAGAGAGUGUUGUAAGACCCCAGGGAUGAGAGGAAAUUGUGCAUGGUUCAUUAAAUUCUUCCACUUAGUGAUAACUGCACAAGGAACAUAGUUCAGGAAAAAUGCAAUACAAAAUAAAAGUAAAUAAGAUUCGAUGGUCCUCUAGUGUAUGGAACUGUGUAAAUUAUAAGCAGCUAAAUGAAAUGUACACUUUAGGAGAAACGCUAAUGGGACUUUACCCAAAGAGAUGUUACAAAAAAGAUUCGAAGUGGAAGAAAAAUGCAACAUGAACAUAAAAGCGUCGAGUAGUGGGCUAAGACGUGGCGCUCUAUCGCGCCAAAAAAAAAAGCUGAAAUUAACGCCUAGAUUCCAGAAAAUAAGAUAUAGUUGAUUGUGUUAUGUGUAUUUACAUAUCUGAAGUAAAGAAAGUGGAUAUGCCUCGUCUAAUUAAAAAAGAAAAGAAAAACACAAUCAGUUCUUAUUAAAUAACCCGAGGGUCCUAUGUUAAUGUACAGCGUGCUGCUGGACCUGAGCCACAAAUUUUGUUCUCUUCAUGUGACGUGUUACGAAUGACAGUAAAGUGAACUUUGAACCUUA
Messenger RNA from Brienomyrus brachyistius, 10705 nucleotides. It is a transcript of the gene tlr18, whose product is annotated as toll-like receptor 18. Gene Ontology annotation, cellular component: membrane. Gene Ontology annotation, molecular function: transmembrane signaling receptor activity; protein binding. Gene Ontology annotation, biological process: immune response; toll-like receptor signaling pathway; inflammatory response. NCBI's taxonomy places the organism in Eukaryota, Metazoa, Chordata, Actinopteri, Osteoglossiformes, Mormyridae. The record is from RefSeq and is a predicted model, not a curated record.